AUGAUCGCCAAGUUCGCUCUCCUCUCGCUCGCCGCGUCCUUUGCCCACGGCACUCCGCUCGCUAGCGGCGAGGGCCAGCUCGAUCGCCGCCAGUCGUACACCAACGCUAGAAUGACCUUCUACAACGCUGAUGGAAUCGGCUCAUGCAACAAACCCAUCACGAACACCGAAUUCAUCGUUGCGCUCGACUCCGCCCUCUACGACGGCGGCGCGCACUGCGAAGAGUCUAUCACGAUCGAGUACAACGGAAAGUCUGCCGUGGCGACCAUCGCAGAUGAGUGCGUUGGCUGCCCUUCCGGCGGGCUCGACCUGAGCGUGAGCCUGUUCGAAUACUUUGCGAGCCUCGAGGUCGGACUGUUCUAUGCAGACUGGUACUACAAUUGA
Molecule: messenger RNA, 384 nt
Organism: Laetiporus sulphureus 93-53
Lineage: Eukaryota; Fungi; Basidiomycota; Agaricomycetes; Polyporales; Laetiporaceae
Exons: 5
Coding region: 1-384 (127 amino acids)
Source: RefSeq, a predicted model, not a curated record